UCACCCCUAACAUCGACACACUGGCCGCCGAUGGAGUAGUACUCGACCACUACUACACACAACCACUUUGUAGCCCGAGUAGGGGUGCGCUCAUGACUGGUGUGCACCCCAUACACACUGGUCUACAGAACUUAGUACUUAUAAGCGCAUCGCCCACUGGUCUGCCCCUGGAUUUCAAACUAUGGCCACAAUAUCUCAAACAACGCCAUAAUUACGCCACACAUAUUGUCGGCAAAUGGCACUUGGGCUUUGCCCGCAAGGAAUACACGCCCACAUACCGGGGCUUUGACUCGCACGUGGGCUAUUGGGGUGGCUCCGAGUAUUACUACAAUCACACGCAUUGCGACAUCAAUGGUCAUUGCGGUCACGACUUCCGUCACAAUAUGGAUAUUAUAACAAACGGGUCGGGCGUCUACUCCACCGACUAUUUCACCGACCGGUGCCUUCAUAUC
Medioppia subpectinata is the source of this 452-nucleotide messenger RNA. Lineage: Eukaryota; Metazoa; Arthropoda; Arachnida; Sarcoptiformes; Oppiidae. The record is from the annotation of a GenBank genome assembly.